AUGGGAUUGAAUGCAUCAGUUAGUCGAAAAUCCUCUUCGCCCUGGGAAGUGCCUUAAAGACACCAGACCCUCCGCAACUGCCGGAAAAUGAAGCGAUCAUUCUUCUCCCUCUAGUGAGUGUCCUCAUCAAAAUGGAUUUCAAUUUCCACGCAUGGGCGGAUGACAAGAGAGUUCGGGCACUACUACUUCCACUUUCAGAUGCUGCACGAUACUCAAUUGCGCUGCCGCAGAACAAGACGCACGUUGACCUGCUCGGUCCUCGACCACCAUCUCCUCCUGCCGAGGGAAAUGGCCGAGAUUUCGAUGACGAAGAACAGCCCCAAGUUCUGGUGGAACAGACUAUGCGCACUGCCAAAAAGGCACUGGUCCUCCGCCAGAAUAAAGUCUUGGACCGGUUUACGUUUGGGUCAGAUCUGGGCAACUACUUCGUCCUGUCGGGCGACCCUGCAUCAAAGGACCAUGUCUGCUAUAUCAAUAUCUAUCAUUGCCAAUUGUUUCCUGAUCCAGACUUCUCAGAGAUCUGGCUGCAGAACUUGUCUGCCUCUGAACAAACCGUACGCGAAUGGCCGCUCUCGUCCCAGACUCGCUCUGUCGCACCCAAGGAGAGUACUCGACUCCGCGCUAGCACAUGGAUCCUCAACCUAGGAGAAGGCCUCCGGUUCCUCUUGCAUGUCUUCCCUCUGAGCGAUGUGUAUCAGCCUAGUAUGUACACCUUAUCAGCACCUUCAGAGAUCGUCACGGCUCCCCAUGCCCCUUCCGGGCAAAAGACCGACCUUCGACGUCGAACAAAGCCUGCAAGGGCCGAUGUUAAGAACAGCACCCGAAAAACGGACGAUACCUCCCUCGAGGAUAUUUACAACUCCCCUAAGCAGACUGUAACGGUCCGUCAAGAAUCAACAGCGAAGACGCAGGUCGUCGGGAAAUUCAUUGGGGAAACACGCUAUUCACGGAUUGAGGAAGGCAAAGCGUUAGGGAAGAGAGUUGCGAUCAAGUUUUGUCGGCACCCUGACAUUCCAGUCGCUGCAAACAUGUGGCGGACUGAGGUUCACGCCCUCAAGGCUCUCUGCAAGCAUCAAAACGUCGUCCAGUUUCUCGAGUCAGACGCUGAAAAGUAUUCGAUAACGAUGGAACUAGUCCCCGGGAUGAGCCUCGAAAAAUACGUUGACCGCCAGUUCACCUCCACACUCACCGAGAUGCAAUCCAUGGAUAUCUGGCUCGGUGCCGCCCAGGGGUUGCAGUGGGUGCAUCAGAAAGGCUUUUUCUACAAUGAUCUCAAGGCCGAGAACACAAUGUACGAUCCCAAGUCUCGUCGCACCGUUUUGAUCGACUUUGGUCUUGCCUCUCCGGAAAACCUUACAUAUUUUAUUGGUGGGGGUACUCCAUGCUAUGUCUGCCCAGAGUAUAUCCGUCGGGAGAGACACCAGGUCAGCGACAUCUGGUCACUAGCUAUAGUGAUAAUGUUUACUUUUAGAUUGAUUGAACUCCCACGAGAAACGUGGGACUUAACGCAGGUAUUUGACGACACUUCACCUCACAGGGAGAAGAUGGACGCCUGGCAUGAUGGAAUUUGGGCCAAAGCCAAUACGGCGCCUUCACGUCAUCUUGAGCUUCUACGUCGCAUGCUUCGCAAGUCGACAAGAGACCGGAUACGGGCGCAUGAGCUUGUGGCGUGUCUUCAAGAAGUACAUCACUCUCAUGAGCUUUUAGCAUAGGUUGUGCAUUGGGGAGUGAUAGACGAGAUUUUUGCUUCGCUAUCUCUAAGACUAGAGGACCGAACUCAGCUGCUGUGAUCAAAGCGAAAAACCUCAUAAAUAUAUACCAUUCAGGGCUCUG
Messenger RNA from Cladophialophora immunda, 1833 nucleotides. RefSeq lists its product as uncharacterized. Gene Ontology annotation, biological process: mitotic DNA damage checkpoint signaling; protein phosphorylation. The record is from RefSeq and is a predicted model, not a curated record. Lineage: Eukaryota; Fungi; Ascomycota; Eurotiomycetes; Chaetothyriales; Herpotrichiellaceae. Gene Ontology annotation, cellular component: cytoplasm; nucleus. The transcript has 2 exons. Gene Ontology annotation, molecular function: protein serine/threonine kinase activity; ATP binding. Bases 132 to 1712 code for a protein of 526 amino acids.